Molecule: messenger RNA, 940 nt
Organism: Anopheles nili
Lineage: Eukaryota; Metazoa; Arthropoda; Insecta; Diptera; Culicidae
Exons: 3
Coding region: 1-894 (297 amino acids)
Biological process (GO): trehalose biosynthetic process
Molecular function (GO): trehalose-phosphatase activity
Source: RefSeq, a predicted model, not a curated record
AUGGCCCGAAGCGCGCUGUUGGCGGUGCUUUCUUGUCUAAUAUUCCUUAACUGCUCUAGGCCAUUGAUAAGCUGGCCGGCGGACGACGAAGACGCGUUGAACAUGUCGCAGCUCGAUUUUGAUCAGUAUCUUGGCGACUACCUCAAGCCUGGUGAUAAGUUUGCGCUCCUACUGGAUUACGAUGGAACGUUGGCCGAGCUAACUUCGCACCCAAACCUCACACAGAUGAGCGAUGAGAUGCGAGAAGCCCUACGGAAUAUCGCCUCCAGUGGCAAGGCUUUCGUGGCGGUCAUUUCCGGGCGCGACGUUGACGGAGUGAAGGAAAAGAUCGGUAUAAACGACAUAAUCUACUCGGGCAACCAUGGACUGGAGGUAUUGUAUCCGAACGGGACACGCCACAACCAGGGAAUACCCAAAGAAGUAGAGGAUAAUUUUCAAAAAAUGAUUGACCAUUUGGAGCGAGAGGUGGUGCAUCACGGAUCGUGGGUUGAGAACAAACGUGUGUCGAUAACAUUCCACUUUCGGGAAAUUACCGACCAGAAGUAUGUCCCGGAAAUGGCAGCGCGCGCCAAGGAGAUCAUUGAAUCGUACGGUUACCGGGCGAAUCCGGCACACGCCUCGGUUGAGGGUAAACCUCCGAUUCAGUGGAACAAGGGACUGGCGGCAGAGUACAUCCUGGGCACCAGCUUCGACCCUAACUGGCGUCAACGGAAAGUUUUGUUUGCUGGGGACGAUACGACCGAUGAGGAUGUGAUGAAGAUGAUCAAGGGCACGGGAAGGUCGUUCCGGGUGACGAAAGAUAAGGACUUAGUGACGAGUGCUGACCAUAAAAUACCGUCGGUGCAAUCCGUUUAUCACCUGCUAAAGUGGAUCGAAGCAAGAGCCAGAGCAUGAGGCCGGUGAGUUUUCUGCAUCAAUAAAAAUCGCGCUUAUAUUUAUA